AAUUGUUCUCUCUCUGCGAAGUGCGGAAGCAAAAAUCGCAAAAAUGAAUCGAAGCGCAAAAGUUUCUAUCUUUAAUGUGAUCUACCGAUACCCUUUUCGUCACUAUCCAAAAUCCACUUCAUCUUCUCCACUUAUGCCUUCAUCAAUUCUGUCAAUAUCUUCUUCGCACCGGCCUUCAUCUCCAGAACUAUCGAUUCCCACCAUAGCCACCUCAAAUUUCCACUCUUUUUCGAUGAUUCCUCGAUCACAUUUCAUGACCCAGCAGUAUGAUCUGAGGAGCUACAGUUCCGGGUCGGGUAGUUCGGGCACCGAGUUGGACAAGGACAGGGAGGUGGAUAUGAUUAAUCUGAAGUUUGGUGAAGCAAGGGAAGAAAUAGAGGCAGCGUUGGAUUCAAAAGAUACUGUGUAUUUCAACGAAGAAGCCGAGUGUGCUCGUGCUGCUGUCUCUGAAGUAUUGGAAAUGUUCGAGGGACUGUUGGCUAAGUUGCCCGAAAGCGAGAAGGCAGCUUUACAGAGGUCAAUGGGGUUGAAGAUUGAGCAAUUAAAAGCUGAGCUUACGCAGUUAGAUGAGUAAGAGAUGGUAUGUCCCCCUCUCCCACUCUUCAUCAAAAUUUGUUUCUUGAUGAGUUACUAAGCGAUAUGUUUCAAGUUUAUAAUAAUAGAAUUCUUUGUACUGUUAAAUUGAAUGUAACUUUGAAUCAAUAGUAUUGGGUGUUUGGCCAUUCUGUGAGAUUGAUGCCAUUAAUCAUUAGACGCAGCUUAUCGAAUGCUGCGAUUUUUUUCUUGUCUCA
This is a messenger RNA of Neltuma alba, 791 nucleotides long. RefSeq lists its product as uncharacterized. Bases 44 to 574 code for a protein of 176 amino acids. The transcript has a single exon. Lineage: Eukaryota; Viridiplantae; Streptophyta; Magnoliopsida; Fabales; Fabaceae. The record is from RefSeq and is a predicted model, not a curated record.